Molecule: messenger RNA, 1488 nt
Organism: Rhizophagus irregularis DAOM 181602=DAOM 197198
Lineage: Eukaryota; Fungi; Glomeromycota; Glomeromycetes; Glomerales; Glomeraceae
Molecular function (GO): protein binding
Source: RefSeq, a predicted model, not a curated record
AUGAGAUAUCCGGAGGAUCAGGCUUAUGCGUACCCUCAAAAGCAAUAUGGUUAUGACCAAGGAGCUUAUGAUUAUCAAGGAUACAAUUACGAUCCUUAUCAACCCGAAGGUGAUGGGUAUUAUAAUGGACCACCUCAAUACUAUUACGAUUCAAACUAUAAUCCAAAUUACGAUCCAAAUUAUCCACCUCAAGGUUAUCCACAAGAGGGAUAUCCACAAGAGGGAUAUCCGGUAGAUGAAUUUGGUCAACCAAUACAUUAUGACCAAUCUAAUAGAACAUAUUCAGAUAGUGCAAGUAAUAUAUCAUCCGCAACAAAACAAAAAGAUCCUGCUAAAGCAGAAGAAAAACCUUCAUAUGCGCCUGAAGCUAUAGAAAAAUAUCGUCAAAAGGCUAAAGAUAGUGGGGAUCCUGCUACAUUAUUUAAGUUUGGUAAUUAUCUAAUUGAAGCUGCUGGAGCUACAGAUGAACAAGAUCCUAAAAGUGCUAAGAAGAAAAAGGAUGCUUUACUUCAGGAAGCAGUUAAGAUUAUUAAACGUUUGGCAACGCAAGGAAUAGGAUUUGGUCGCCCAGCAUAUCCUGACGCUCAAUUUUAUCUUGCAAAUUGUUAUGGUAAUGGAUCAUUAGGGUUACCCAUGGAUCCUGAUAAGGCUUUUAACUUAUAUAUGCAAGCUUCGAAACAAAACCACGCUACCGCUACUUACCGUACUGCUGUAUGUUAUGAAUAUGGUGCUGGAACAAAACGCGACCCAAAUCGUGCUACUCAAUUCUAUAAAAAAGCUGCUGCGUUAGGUGAUACAGCCGCCAUGUAUAAACUCGGUAUUAUAAUGUUAAGAGGAUUAUUAAACCAAAAUCCAAAUCCUCGUGAUGCUGUUAUAUGGCUUAAACGGGCGGCGGCCAAUGCUGAUGAAGAGAACCCACAUGCACUACAUGAGUUAGGUUUAUUACAUGCAAAACCUGAAAAAGAACCUCCAGAAAUUCCUUCAUUAAUUAGGAGUGAAAAACAUGCUAUAGAAGAAUUUAAGAAGGCGGCGGACCUGGGUUACGCACCUUCUUGUUUUAAAUUGGGUUGUUGUUAUGAAUACGGUCAAUUAGGAUGCCCUGUUGAUCCACGCCAAUCAAUUAGAUACUAUUCUCGUGCUGCUGAAAAAGGUCACUCAGAAGCAGAAUUAGCAUUAUCUGGGUGGUAUUUAACUGGAUCAAACGGUAUAUUAAAUCAAUCUGAUACUGAAGCGUAUUUAUGGGCGCGUAAGGCUGCUGAUAAAGGACUUGCAAAAGCAGAAUAUGCGAUUGGAUAUUUUACUGAAGUAGGAAUAGGUGUUAAAGCAGAUAUUGAAGAAGCGAGGCGUUGGUAUAUGCGCGCUGCAGCUCAGGGAAAUAAGAGAGCAAUGCAACGUCUUAAAGAAUUGAAUUUCGGUCACGCAGGUCGUGCAAAACCGGCAAAAUACACAAGAGCGCAAGCAAACAAAGAAGACUGUACUAUAUCUUAA